Molecule: messenger RNA, 2504 nt
Organism: Salmo salar (Atlantic salmon)
Lineage: Eukaryota; Metazoa; Chordata; Actinopteri; Salmoniformes; Salmonidae
Source: RefSeq, a predicted model, not a curated record
AACCAUUCAUGGAGGAUGCCAAUCUUCUUUUCAAAAGCUCUUUCCAGUGCACUAACUUAUCGUUUGACAUUUUACUUCUGUUUGUUCGUAAUAACAUGAAAACUAGCAAACCAAAGUCAUGAUAACUUCUUAACUCCAGCGUCUCUAAAAUCUCUAAACAAUCGUAGCUCGCUUGGGAUUGGUCGGCUAUCGACGUGACCUCUGAACUGAAAUGUCACACGAUUGUGACGUCAUGAUAUGCGACUUUCUGAUCACAGGCAUGCCUUCUUCUGCAGGUGAAUACUCCGUAAAGUGUUAUUUAGCUACAUUUAUUUAGCCAAAUUAUCAUCCAAAACAAGUGCAUGUAGAUAUUGGGUCUCCGGACUCCUUAUCGAAAUAAUAAAACCGGCAAGCUGGUUGUUUGUUUAUAGGCAAUGUCAAUUAAAGUCUCUAGCUAGCUAAUUAGUUUGAACCUCGUUUCUUAAAGUAUCCCUGACUUCACUUGACUGUUUUUUUUGUUCAACACAGACAUGAGACAGCACAUCUGACAGUGUACAGUAGUAGUAUAUUGUUACUAACUAUGAGCUCCCUCCUGAUAUUAAAAACAAGAAUAUGUCUGAAAUACAUUAGCCCACUCUUUAAUCCAAGCACUGCUGGCUUUACUCCCCUGAAUAAUGUGAUUAGCAAGCUAUCAGUUAGUUCCAGACUUUUAUGCACUAAAGGAGGGAGUAGACAUGCAGGUAACAAUAGGAAAGAGGACAGACAGAGGGAAUUCAAUAUCAGAGAGAGGCUCCCUUUUCCCAAGUCAGUGUUUGCUGCUGGGACAGCCAAGAGAACUGCUGAGUACCAAAAGAAGAGGGCUGAGGAGGAACCAGACUUCCCCAGAAAGAACAAGAGAGUGGAACCCCCAGACCACCCUCUCACUGCCUCAGAAUGGAAGAGCCUAAAAUUGACUUCACCGAAUCCUGAUCGCUUUGACGUCCGGAUGAUUUCAUCAAUGCUGGCCGAUGGGACAGACAUCAACGUGGCCAAGUCCCUGCUGGCCUAUGUUGCCAUGGAUACCGGUACGCUGUCUUACGAGCUGCUACUGCGGUACCUCACCCUGUGUGUCGGCAGCGGCCACCACUCUGAGGUGUUUGACAUGUAUGAUAUCAUGAGGAGCCGGUUCAGGACAUUAGACACUGGAGCCUCCAGCCUGUUCAUAAAAGGCUUCAGCAGGACAGAACGCUGGAAGGAGGCGCUGACCAUUCUGGAGAACAUCAAGAGGGCUAUCACGCCAUCACCGCGUAACUACGGCGAUACCAUCGCUGGGGCGGUGCUGCAUGGUGACGGUGACACUGCUUGGGCCCUGUAUGCUGAGCUGAUGGAGAAGGGCCUCAUUCCCAACCAGGAGACAUGGCAGGCCCUGUUCCAGUGUGGUCUCUCUCAUCAGGGCCACGAGGACGGGCUGCAGGCCAUCCUGCUCCAUAUGAGGGACAACCAGAUCUAUCCCGAGGAGACUCUGGCUAAAGAUAUCAAAGCUUGGUUUGAUAGUCUUCCAGAACAGAAGUGGAUUGGAAGCUGGUCCACCGUAGACCCCAGGGGAGUGUGUCGGAGCUGCCAGGCAGAGCUGGAGUCCAUCCAGCUGAGUCGGGAGGAGUACACCCAGCUCAAAGACAGGGUGAUGGGGGACGUGAUCCAAGGCAGAGACGUCUUCAAUAAGACCACUCCAGAGGAGCUGGAGAGCUUCAAGAACUUUGUCAAGCGGAAGCCGGCCUUUGACGUGGUCAUAGAUGGACUCAACGUGGCCAACAUCGGCAUCAAAGGGAACCAGUCGCAGACGGUGGACUCGAAUGAAGUUGUAGAAACAUCCUCAAGGAUGAUCAAUGGAAACAGGAUGCACCUGAGCUCUUUUUCAAGUGUCAUCGCAAAGGGUCUGAAUACUUAUGUAAAUAAGCUCCUGGAGGUGGUGUCGGAGCUGGAGCGCCAGGGCCUAGUCAUCCUGGUCCUGGGGAGGAAGCACAUGCAGCGGCCCUCACGCAGCUGGGACAGACAUGACAUGAGCUUGGUCCAGCAGAAGGCCCACUGCUUCUUCACUGACAACAUUUCUGAAGAUGACCCUUUCCUGCUGUAUGCCACACUGCACUCUGGGAACCACUGCAACUUUGUUAGCCGGGACCUGAUGAGGGACCACAAGGCCUGCCUGCCAGAUGGUGCCACCCGACGCCUCUUCUUCAAGUGGCAGAGAGGCCACCAGCUGGUGCUGAGCAGCUACACCCCGGGAAAGAGAGUACGAUUCCAGAGGAUAUUAAGUUAUGACACCAUUGUCCAGACAAAUGGAGGCUCCUGGCACAUCCCCUAUGAUGAGAAUGGGGCAGAGAGAUGCACUUAUGAAGUUCCACAGAAGUGGCUGUGUCUCACCAACGCAAAAUAAGGACCCGCUUAGAACUGUUUGAUCUUCACAAACCUGUCAAUACAGUGUUCGUUAAUGAAACUAUAGCAUGUGAAAAAGAAUAAAAGACUGAAAAAAAGUUUUGUACUUUUCU